GGGAAAAAAGCAAAAAUAACAAAGGCAAAAAACGUCCUUAAGCCACGCAGCUUUUUUGUUACCAGAUGUGGCAGAAGAUACAGUCUCGCCAACUAGAGCUCGGACCAUGAAGGACUAUGAAAAUCAAAUAACCGAUCUGAAAAAAGAGAACUUCAACCUGAAGCUUCGUAUAUACUUUCUGGAGGAGCGAAUGCAGCAGAAGUUUGAUGGUCCCACUGAAGAAAUAUACAAAAUCAACAUUGAGCUGAAAGUUGAGAUAGAAAGUCUGAAGCAUGAUCUGCAGGAGAGAGAGAAACUACUUAUCAAAGCCUCUAAGGCAGUUGAAAGCUUGGCUCAGGGUGGUGAUGCUGAAAUACAGCGCGUGAAAGAAGAGGCACAAAAGAAGAUGCAAGAAAUGGAAGAAACCCUGACUAGCAGAAUAAACUUUCUGGAAGAGAAUCUUAAAGCUGCCCAAGAAGAUGUGGAAAAAGGCAUUGCAAUGACAGAGAAGGAGAAAGCUCUGAGAAUAGCUGCUGAGCAGAAACUUUCUUCAAUUAUGAAUGUCCCUGCAAAGGAUCCGGAUAUGAUUACAGGAGCUGAGAAAGACAGACUUAUAGAGCAACUGAAUCUGUCAUUGAAAAGUAAAGAAGCUAUAAUUCAACACCUUGAAGAGGAAAAGUCUCAGAGUGGAUCUUAUGAUGGGAACUUAUCAGCAGAAAAAAUCAGAGAACUUACCAUUGCUUUGAGGCAUGAAAAAGAUAGUGAGAUAGAGGCUAUUAGAAUGGAGCUUAAAACCGAGAGAAAUUCCUUUGAAAAAACAAUUCAGUCACUUCAAGAAGAGCUACAAGAGAGAGAAAAUGAGCUUGCUGUUGAAAAGAAGAAUGGUUUGAAAAGGGAUAAAACCAUUCAAGGGCUAACUGUUGCAUUAAAAGCAAAGGAAAAAGAGAAUGAGGAGCUUGGUUCUGAAAUUGAAGAUCUAAAUGCUUCAUUGGCUAAGGCAAGAGAGGCAACUCACAAAGCACACAUCCAGAAAUUCAAGGGUGCUGAGGAUUAUCAAGCUCUCUUGAUGGAAAAAGAAACCCUCUUAGCAGAGCUGCGUUCAGAAAACCUUACAAAGGAUGCUGAGAAUCGUAAACUACAAAGGAGGAUUAAAAGGACCGAUCAAGAGCUAAAUGAUUUGAAUUUAGAAAGAGAGAAAAUGGAGAAGGAGCUGGAUGAAGCACAACUACAGAAGAGCAGAAGUGACAAAACCAUUAAUGACCUUAGAAAUCAACUAGAGAAAUUACAUGGUGAAAUGACUGAGAAAGAAAAAGCAGCUGAACAUCUUUACAAUAUUCUUUUGAGUGAAAGCAAUCAGAAGUUGCAGAGCCAAGAACUAGUUAUCAAGCAGCUAACAGACAACGUCAAUCAAAAGGAUCUGCUGCUUCAGAAACUUGAUGGAACAGUUAAAGAAAAGGAUGCAGAAUUGCAGGAGCUCCUAAAUAAGUACAAGAACCUUCUAAGAACCAAUGAAGAACUUGAACUGAAAAAUGAGGGCUUAGUAAAGGAAAAAUGUGCUGCACAGUCUCAACAGUCAAUCAUCAAGAUAGUCAGAGAGUUAGAGGAAAAUAAAGAAGCUGAAUAUGAAAAGCUGAUCCUUGCUUUAAGAAAGGAACAAAAUAUUUAUUCUACACUAGUGAAGACCUUCAAAGAAUCGGAUAGUAUAAAUAGCUUGCAAACAGAACUAAACAACAUUUUCAUGUUGCGCAAACAACUAGAAGAAGAUGUUUUAGCUAAUCGGAAUCUGCAGAAGAUCUUAGAAGAUCAGAUUAAGGACAUUAAAAACCGACAAGAUGAAACACUGUCUUCCUGUGGAGAUCAAACAUCUUAUAUGAGUAUCUGUUUAGGAGAGCAAGAUCAUUUAAGCCUACAGACAGACCAUCUGUCUCUUGAAGAACUUAAGAAAAAGGUUACUGACCUUCUCUUGAUGGUUAAGGAUCUGCAGUCAAUUAAUCAAGAACUUAAGAAAAAACAGCUUGGACUUUGUACGACAGAUUCUCAAGGGAAGGAAGCACAAAAAAUACUAAACCACAGUGAGUGUCUUGAAAUAACAGAGGAGCCCGUGAUGCAGGCGGAAGGUAGUGACAAUGAUGGGAAGAGGCAGAACAGUCGGUUUUCUGAGAGGGUCAGUCAGCUAUGCCUUCAAGUAUCUUUGGAUUUUCCUUCUGAGCUGGAUAAACAGAUAACUCCAUCAGGCUAUUCAGAGAGUUUCUGCAAAGACAGACAUUACAGGAGUCCAAAUAAGCCUCAGUUAGAACAUGACACAACUGGCAAACACUUUGGCAGAAUAGGAAUGAGUGAACAUGAAACAGAAGAGAACUUGCUCACGUCUCUUCUAGGAGAAAAUAGAACAUCUGUACUGGAAUCUACCAGAGAAGAACAAAUGAAAACUGUAAAUGAACUGUUAGAUCAUCUGAACACAACUGAGGAAGAAUGUUCAAGUGAAGAUAUAGAGAAAAAGGAUGAAAAAGAUCUUAGGCAAAUGAUUAUUCAACUAAGAGCGGAACUCAAACAUUUCAAGCAGGUCAAUAAAUUCUUAAAGCAGCAAGCAGAAUUGAAAUCAACUUUUGAUGGGAAAGAGAAGCUUUACCCAGAUGCAAUGCCACAGAUUAAUAAGGAUAUUGAGUUGUUGAAAGUGGAAUUGAAAGAUGCAGCUACACAAACAAUGACUUUAGAGAAUAAUGUCAUGAGAUUCAAACAUGAAGGCAAAAAAAGAGCCUCAGAAGAAAACCCAAAAUAUUCAAGAUUAAAUGCCGAAAGAGAACAUCAGCAAGAAAAUGUGUGUAAGAAGGGUGAACAGCAUGAAAGACUUUUUUUUACAAGGAGAACAAAUGAAACUGAUUCUGCUCAUCUGCCCAAGAAGUCCCGUCUGCCCGUUCUCUUAAAAUCAUCCAGGCCAUUAGGAAAUGUGCCUUUGAACUCCUGUAGGCAGAAGUCGCAUUCAAAACUACAGCAUCAUACCAGGAUACCUUAUGAAGGUCUGAAAGCAUGUGAAGUACGAAACAAACCAUUUCAGCCCCAAACAAAUGGAGAGUUAUUACUGAAUGAGUCUGUAAGUGAAAACCCCCAAGAAGAGCCUGCACAGGAGAGCACAUCAGUGAGAGUUGACUCAUUGCUCAAACUGGAUGAUAGUGAGGUCCAGGUGGAGUUGCAAGGUGUUUAUCUGGGUGCAGGGGGCAAGAAUGAAUAUGUGAUGGACAAAAACCAGCAAAACUAUCAAGAAAUGCAAAAUCAUCGUAACAUUAGCAACAUGAAUAUCCAGCCUUCAUUAAAAGAGAUAAAUGAAGAGUUUUAUUCCAUGGAACAUGAGGACACUGACUCAGCCACCGCAUAUUCAGGUUCCAAGCGCCUGCGUUCUCUCAAAUUGAGUGUAACAAGUACAGAUGCACUCGAUGACUGUGAAGUCAUAGAUGAUAUAGAAGAAUUGAAACAAAGAAUUAAGAAUAUGAAGUCUGAGCUUGAAAAGUACAAAAUGUUCGUGCUUCAUUUAUACACCUCUGACCAGCUUCUAUCGAGUGGUAUCUCCAAUAUAGUUUUGAGCGACACAGCCUUGCCUGUGGAAGGAUGUGUUACACAAGUGCAAGACACAGCUAUGCAAGAAAUCAAAACAUUUUCUAGUUUGCCUCAGCUGAUGGAUCACGAGAUCCACUCCGAAAACAGGAAUUCAGAGUCUUCAAAAGCACCUGAUACAUGGACAGCACAAAACCUUAAGGAACUGCUAUCAGCAAAUGAGGCAGAACUUGAAAAAGAGCAAAUUGCAAAUGUGCGUCUUGAUGAAGUGUGUAGUCUUCAGAACAAACUGAGAGAAACAUCACCAUCCAAAUAUGAUUCAUUAGUUCAUUCACAAGCUCGAGAACUCUCCUUUCAAUGCCAACAAAUUAAGGAGAUCCGCAGUGCUUGUGUCGCUUACCAUCAACAUCUGACGAGCCUUAUUAAAGCUUUUGAGGAACUGCUUCAAGCCAGUGAUGUAGAUUAUUGUGUUGCUGAAGGCUUCUGUGAACAACUGAAUCAAAGUGUGCUAUUGUUUGAGAAGCUAGAAAGGAAAUUCCUGUAUGGGGAAUCAAUAGGUACAGAAGUUACGAUACUUUAUGAAUUAGCUCAAAGGGAUAAUGAGAAGAACACCACCAUGUACCAGCAACUGAAGGAUGAAUCACCUGUACCAUCUGCUCUUCAUAGCUUGUCUGACUUUGAUUUGUCAGAAAAGUCGUCUCUUGGAUCACCUGAGCACAUGCAUGACCUAGAAGGACAGCAUGGCACACAGGCACUUCUGCCAAACAAGUUUGCCCCAGUGACAGUUCGAACAGAUAAGUUCCUGAGUCAAGCUGAAACUUACAGCCAAUGGAAGAAAAAUUGCAGAAUGGCAAAGCAAGAAGGAAAAGAGUUAUUAAUGGAGCAUCUGCAAGAAAUUCGAAUCCUGAGACAACGUUUAGAAUACUCCAUAAAAACUAAUGAGAGACUGAGGAAGCAGCUUGAGACACAAGUAACAGACAAGGAACUAGAUCAAGGUUCUGCAAACAUUUUUAUCCAUGGCUCAGAGCAGCAUAAUUCCCUGACUUCUGAAAUACAUUUCCUGAGGAAGCAAAAUCAAGUUCUGAAUGCAAUGCUAGCAAAAGGAUCCAGAGAUAAACAAAAGGAAAAUGAAAAGUUAAGAGAAUCUCUUUCUAAAAAGAAUGUAAUCAUUGAGCAUCUUCAUGAGGAUUAUGAACGCAUCAAGAAAGAAAAUGAAAGGUUGCAAAAACAAAUUGGCCAAAAGGAGGAUGAAACCAGAUACCUGACAUGUCAGAUUUACAGCAGUCGUAAUGAAUUAAACAGGUUGCAAACAGAAAUUAAUGUAAAGCAACGUCAGCUCUCUGAGAAUGAGAAGUUGCUGCAGUCACUCCGAACUGAGAUCAAGGUUUAUGAGAAGUUGGAAGAAGCAAGAAGGAAGAGGACAGAUCCCAGAUGUGAUGCAUCAGAAGAAUUCCGAAAAGAUCAGAAAAAUCCACUUGACUUACAUGAACUAUUGACUGAAAUACAGAGUUUGCGAGUGCAGCUUGAAAGAAGCAUCGAGACAAACAAGUCUUUGCAUGAAAAAUUAGAGGAACAGCUUUCAAAGGAAAAGAGAGAGGAAGUGGGAUCAGUGUCGGCUGUGAAUAUCAACUAUCUUUUCAAACAAGAAUCGCAGCAUUAUGCAGGAAUGAAUGGUACGCGCUCAGCCUCUAAAGACGAUUUAGAGAGCACUUCACACUGCAGUAGUACUUCAUCUUCCAGCACGGCAUGUACCCCUCGGCUUGUGCCUGGACAUCGUAUGUGGGCAGACAAAAAUGGGCGCCACGUUCUUGGCUUGAUUGAGGAUUACAACGCUCUGCGGAAACAGAUUUCAGAAGGCCAACAGGUUUUAGCAGAAAUGGAGAUUUCUUUAAGAGAGGUCACUGGUACGAAACUGCAGGAGCCUGGAGUAAAGGUACCAGACCAGGCAUCACUGCAUAGCUUUUCUGCAAAUACUCACACAGUACAGCAGAUUUUAGAAGAGGCUGCACGUUUACUGAAACUUCUCUGGAGAGUUUCCCUUCCAUUGAAAGCUGUACCUGGGACUACGCAUGGCGCUCAGGAUGAAGGAAUGAAAGCAGAAAUAUUUAGGUUACGUAAGAAACUGUCCGAGCAAGAGAAGAAGUUGCACAGCACAGUGAAACGCUUGCACUCCACAAACCAGCUGAAGGAAAACAUGGAGAAAGUCAUCAUCGACCAGUUGGUUUUAACUCAUGAUGUCUUGAAGAAGGCAAGAGGAAACCUGGAAGUCCCACCAGCUGAGAAUCAAAAAUCACCCUCCUAUACCAGCAAAAAAAGGAUUCUCUGAAGGAGAAAGUUCCACUGAUAAAAAUGUCAAACAGGUCCUGAAAGAAUCGAGAAUGUGAUCCACCUUCCAAGCUGUUUCUCUACUGCUAAAAGAAUGUAGGUUAAAAAAAUAAAAUCUGCCGGUUGUUGUUGUUUUGUAGAAAUAGGAGAAAUGUUCAGUGUUUUUAAACAUACCUGGAAGAUUCUUCUGGAAGCUGCCUGAUGCUCAGCUUUCUUACUGCCCUAUUAGAAACUUAGA
Messenger RNA from Egretta garzetta (little egret), 6091 nucleotides. It is a transcript of the gene CDK5RAP2, whose product is annotated as CDK5 regulatory subunit associated protein 2. Gene Ontology annotation, molecular function: gamma-tubulin binding; protein kinase binding; microtubule binding. The record is from RefSeq and is a predicted model, not a curated record. Gene Ontology annotation, cellular component: mitotic spindle pole; microtubule plus-end; microtubule organizing center. The coding region runs from base 107 to 5854 and encodes 1915 amino acids. NCBI's taxonomy places the organism in Eukaryota, Metazoa, Chordata, Aves, Pelecaniformes, Ardeidae. Gene Ontology annotation, biological process: regulation of mitotic cell cycle spindle assembly checkpoint; positive regulation of DNA-templated transcription; negative regulation of centriole replication. The transcript is spliced from 39 exons.